Zingiber officinale is the source of this 609-nucleotide messenger RNA. Its product is annotated as pre-rRNA-processing protein pno1-like. Bases 1 to 447 code for a protein of 148 amino acids. Gene Ontology annotation, molecular function: RNA binding. Gene Ontology annotation, cellular component: nucleolus. NCBI's taxonomy places the organism in Eukaryota, Viridiplantae, Streptophyta, Magnoliopsida, Zingiberales, Zingiberaceae. The transcript has 2 exons. The record is from RefSeq and is a predicted model, not a curated record.
AUGGAAUUGAGCUUAAUCAAGCACUAUAUAAUGCACCAGAUAACUAUAUUCAAGUUCAUGUCCAUAGGGAUUAACUUGCAGAAGAGCGCAGACUUUGUCCAUGCUUUCAUGCUUGGGUUUGAUGUUGCAGACGCCAUUGCUCUGUUGCGUCUGGACGAUCUUUAUGUCGAUACCUUUGAGAUCAAGGACGUGAAGACCCUACGAGGGGAGCACCUUUCUCGAGCAAUCGGCAGGCUGUCAGGAAAAGGAGGCAAAACUAAAUUCGCUAUCGAAAAUUCUACAAGAACUCGGAUUGUGAUUGCAGAUAGUAAGAUCCACAUCCUGGGGUCUUUCCUGAACAUAAAGAUUGCUCGAGAUUCUCUUUGCAGUCUUAUAUUAGGAUCACCAGCAGGAAAGGUCUACUCCAAACUUAGAACUGUCAGUGCCCGGUUUGCCGAAAAGUUUUGAAGUUUUUCUUAAAAAACUUUUGCCAUAUUAAAGCUGAUUUUUUAGUUUGGGUCAAUCGAGUGCAAUGUUUGGAGGAUCCCAUUUGAGUUAUCAAACAUUGUUUGAGUAAGAUGUAAUGUUUGUUCAAUGAUAAAGUCUGAUGACUGUUAUAUCUUCCUGCAA